Molecule: messenger RNA, 151 nt
Organism: Pelobates cultripes (western spadefoot toad)
Lineage: Eukaryota; Metazoa; Chordata; Amphibia; Anura; Pelobatidae
Source: the annotation of a GenBank genome assembly
AUGGGCCGCAAGGAGAUACCAUAUCCCUACAACUCUGAAACUCUGCCAGAUAUUAGGCUGUCCUUUGAGCGGCCUGCUCUAAACAGCAUGGCCAAGAUGGCGCCCGCGGUGCAAGUGGAGGAGGAGACCCCGGAAAACUUGUGUGAGGAGA